AUGGGUCGGCUCGACUCGGGUGAUACCACGGCCCCACGAAAAACCGGCGUGAAACAACAACAGCAUUGUAUUUCGCCGUACAGCUCGAAAUUCUCGGAAUUCCUUCUUACUUUGGGUAACAAAUUCAUUGCUGGUGGUGACUGGAAUGCCAAACACACUCACUGGGGCUCCAGGUUAAUAACAACAAGAGGUAGACAGCUUAAGGCGAGCAUCGACGCCAACGGUAUGCACUCGAUCUCAUCCUGUGAACCGACAUACUGGCCCACGGAUCCAAACAAAAAGCCUGACCUGCUGGACUUUUUCAUCUUCGGAGGACUCUCGAAACACUAUUUGAAAGCCGAAUCUUGUCACGACAGUAGCUCCGAUCACACCCCUGUAAUUCUGACCAUAAGCACGACUUUGAUAAGCUAUGAAGAACCUGAAUCCCUAUAUAACAAAUUAACUGACUGGGAGGAAUUCAGAGAUCGUUUGGAGGAAAUUAGGAUUAUAUUAGUGAGAGUUGGGAAAGAAAGUGGUGGCUUGGUGGCGGCGGUCGCGCAGGCGGCGCCGCGUGGUGUGGUGGUGGCUCGCUGGCAGUGCUUGUGGCUGGUGGCGGCUGCAGGGUCAGCUGGUGCGCAGCGCAGCCCGCUCGGCUGGGCCAUGGGCAGCUCGCAGCGACUAGCCGCGGUGGCGGCCGUGUCGCACGCACGACAUUAUUACAACCACACGCAAGCAGAUGUACUGCAGACUGAGACAUCCUCGUACAGUAUCAAUAUAUUCUUCGUCAGUGUAACGUUAUGCGGUGUAUUGGUGGCGGUCUGUGCAGCAUGCUGGCGAAGAUCCCCAGCAUCAGAUAAGCCGGAGGACAGUACCGACUGUCAUGGCGUCUACACCGUCAGUGGAGACACAAGGCUGACACAGACCUCAAACCUCCGAUAUACAGGCAUCUCCUAUUAUACCGGUUUCCCACCGCAAUUCCUUUGUGAUACAGCCUUAGAUUGA
Spodoptera exigua (beet armyworm) is the source of this 981-nucleotide messenger RNA. Lineage: Eukaryota; Metazoa; Arthropoda; Insecta; Lepidoptera; Noctuidae. The record is from the annotation of a GenBank genome assembly.